Molecule: messenger RNA, 1071 nt
Organism: Brassica napus (rape)
Lineage: Eukaryota; Viridiplantae; Streptophyta; Magnoliopsida; Brassicales; Brassicaceae
Product: phosphoglycerate kinase 3, cytosolic-like
Exons: 3
Coding region: 1-867 (288 amino acids)
Biological process (GO): glycolytic process; gluconeogenesis
Cellular component (GO): cytosol
Molecular function (GO): ATP binding; phosphoglycerate kinase activity; ADP binding
Source: RefSeq, a predicted model, not a curated record
AUGGCGACGAAGAGAAGCCUAGGAACAUUGAUGGAAGCUGAUCUGAAGGGAAAGAGCGUGCUCGUGAGUGUUGAUCUCAGCGUUCCUUUGGAUGAUAACUCCAACAUCACUGAUGACACUAGGAUCCGCGCCGCUAUUCCCACCAUCAAGUACUUGAUGGGUAACGGAUCUAGGGUUGUUCUCUGCAGUCACUUGGGUCGCCGUGUUACCCCUAGGUUCAGCUUAAAGCUUCUUGUGCCGAGAUUGUCUGAGCUUAUUGGUGUUGAGGUUGUGAUGGCAAAUGACUCUAUUGGUGAGGAAGUCCAGAAACUAGUCGCAGCACUACCUGAAGGAGGUGUUCUUCUCUUGGAGAACGUGAGGUUUUACAAGGAAGAAGAGAAGAACGACCCUGAGUUCGCAAAGAAACUUGCUGCCCUUGCUGAUGUCUAUGUCAACGAUGCUUUUGGAACUGCUCAUAGAGCCCAUGCUUCCACCGAGGGAGUUGCCAAAUACUUGAAGCCUUCUGUCGCUGGUUUCCUCAUGCAGAAGGAGCUUGAUUACCUUGUCGGAGCUGUAGCAAACCCCAAGAGGCCUUUUGCCGCCAUUGUUGGAGGUUCAAAGGUUUCGACGAAGAUUGGUGUUAUUGAGUCACUCCUGUGCACCGUUGACAUCCUCCUGCUCGGCGGAGGUAUGAUUUAUACUUUCUACAAGGCGCAAGGACACGCGGUUGGAUCUUCCCUUUUGGAAGAGGACAAGCUUGACUUGGCCAGGUCGCUCAUGGAGAAGGCCAAAGCCAGAGGUGUCUCUCUUUUACUCCCAACCGAUGUGGUUAUUGCUGACAAGUUCGCUCCUGAUGCUAACAGCAAGGUAACAACAGUUUGUGUCUGAACAAAAAAGACACUGUAGUGUCUGAUCUAAUCCCUAAUGAGACAAAAACAGUGACCAAUUGGGGUUUGUUUCAUAUCAGAUUAUGAAUGUUUUGUUCCCUCUUUUGAUUCUCCAUUCUUUAUCAGAUAUAGUAUGACGUUUUGAUUGAGAAAUAUGGUGCAUUGUCAGUUUUGAAAAGUUUCCUUGAAAAGUGGACUUUAACUC